CAGUAACCGUGAGCCCUGGGUGAGCCCGGCAGGCAGUGGCCCAAGGGGAGCAGAGGGCACAGACACCCAGUGGGUACAGCUCCUAUGGGCAACCCCGACGAGACAGAGCCCCCCAGGAGGAAUCCCAUGCAGGGGACGCCACUCCUGCUGUUGGCUCUGAGGAGCUGGCCAGGCAUGGCCAGAGGGGGACAAGCACAGCACGGGGCGUGGCCAUCAUGCUGCCCGAGGGUCCCUGUGCCCGUAGGUCCGACAGGCGGUAACCUCUGUCGUGGGCGGCUGGCUGCUGGACCUGCGAGACCGCUACUCCUACUUCCACAAGCUCGUCCCCUUGUUGCUGUCAAGUGUCAGCGACGAGAUGCCUGACAUCCGGCAGUCGGCGGCGCAGCUCUGGGAGCAGGUGGGGCUGCAGUGGCAGCAGGAGAAUGAGACCGACCUGAAGGACAAACUGGACUUCGCCUCGCCACCCCCGCCCCACUUCCCAGCACAAGAGAGCCGCCCGGUGCUGGGCUGCCGGGAGCUUGUCUUCCGGAACCUGUCCAAGAUCCUUCCGGCUGUCUGCCACGACCUGGGCGACUGGGUGGUGGGCACCCGGGUGAAGUCGGCGCAGCUGCUGGCUGUGCUGCUGCUGCACGCCGAGGACCACGUCACGCAGCACCUGGAACUGGUGCUCAGGGCACUGUGCCACGCCUGUGCCGACGAGGAGCCAGCUGUAGUCAGCCAUUGCGUGCGGUCCGCCACGCUCCUGGGCACUUUUGUCAGUCUGGAGGUGCUUCUGAAGCUGCUCCUACCACUGCUGAAGCGGUCACCCUCCGCCGCCGGCCUCCUGGUCCUGGCCUCGGCCAUUCGAGGCUGCCCACGGGAGGCCCUCCAGCCACACCUGACGGCCCUGGCCUCGGAGCUGGCCCAAGCUCACAUCUGCCAAGCGUCAGAAAACGACACUUACCUGCAGCACUUGGUGCUGUGUAUUGAAGCCCUGGUGUCCGUGGGCCGGGAGGACUGCCGUGCGUGCAGCCUGCAACUGCUCCAGGUACUGGUGACCGUCAUGGCCGUGCCAGGACCCCUGGGCACCCAGGACAAGGCUCAGGAGACCAUGGCCUCGCUGGUGGCCGUGGAGAACGUCACAGGCAGCCAGGACCUCUUCCGGAAGCACCUGGGCCCUCUCCUGGAAGGGCUGACCGCCUCGCACAGUAGCUGGACCGCACAUGUGGCUGAGCUCCUGCAGUUCUGUGUGGUCAUCACGCAGGCAGGCCCCGCGGUCGGAGAGGUGCUGCCCCAGGUUGUGGCCACACUCAGAGCCUGCCUGCAGCCAGCCCGGGACCCACAGAUGCGCCUGAAGCUGUUCUCCCUGCUGUCCCAGCUGCUGCUCAGGCCCAAGGACACCAUCGACUCCCAGGGGCAGUUCCAUGAGCACCUCGAAACCGUGGUGAAGGACAUCCUGGCCCCCAACCUGCAAUGGCAUGCGGGCAAGACGGCCACCGCCAUCCGCACGGCCGCCGUGUCCUGCCUGUGGGCGCUGAGUAGCAGCGACAUGCUGACAGCCCAGCAGGUGGAGGCCGUGCAGGAGGCACUGCUGCCUCAGGUCCUGACCACCCUGGAGGAGGACUCCCAGAGGACCAGACUGGUCUCCUGCCACAUCGUGAACUCGUUUCUGAAGACCUCUGGGGCUGCUGCCGACUCUGACAGGCUCAUCAAGGUUUACCCUGAGCUCCUGAAGCGCCUGGAUGAUGUCUCCGAUGAGGUGCGGGUGGCGGCGGCCUGUGGCCUGGCCACAUGGCUGCGCUGUGUGGGCAGCGUCGAGGGCAGGUCCUGCUACCAAGGUCACGUCCAACACCUGUACCGGGAGCUGCUGGUCCACCUGGACGACCCCGAGAGAGCUAUCCAGGACGCAGUGCUAGGUGUCCUCAAGCAAGGCAGCAGCCUCUUCCCCGAGCUCCUGGUGAGGGAGACGGAGGCCGUGGUCCACAAGCACCGCUCGGCCACCUACUGUGAGCAGCUCCUGCGGCAUGUGCAGGCCACCCCGGCGGCACAGUGACCACGCCGGGCCCCAUCCUUACCCGCCUGGGCUCGCAGCGGCCCCAAGGAGACCACAGCACACAGCGGCCACUCCCGGGGGCCGCCGACUGCUCACACCUCCUGGCCUGCCCGGGCCAGCCCUUCCCGAAGCAGCCAGAGAAGUCUGUUGGACACGGCUCCCUAGAGGCCUCCCUGCCGCCUGUGGUCCUCAAAGCUCCAAGCUGGCUGCUCCCGCAGUACGGCCCGCGCUGGCUCGGCUGCCAGUCCCGGUGCUGGGUGAGGCCGUCCUGCCCUUCACACCGAGUGCCUGGGGACUGCGUGCUGUCCAGUGUCUGUGUUAAAGCAGGGUGAGGCCGUCCUGCCCUUCACACCGAGUGCCUGGGGACUGCGUGCUGUCCAGAGCCAAUGUUUGUUAACGCGGGGUGCUGUAGGUGUUUUCUAACAGACAGUAACAUUUAUCUUUGGUGUUUGAAAUCU
Messenger RNA from Ochotona curzoniae (black-lipped pika), 2490 nucleotides. RefSeq names its product dynein axonemal assembly factor 5 (gene DNAAF5). The record is from RefSeq and is a predicted model, not a curated record. Gene Ontology annotation, molecular function: dynein intermediate chain binding. The transcript is spliced from 11 exons. NCBI's taxonomy places the organism in Eukaryota, Metazoa, Chordata, Mammalia, Lagomorpha, Ochotonidae. Gene Ontology annotation, cellular component: cytoplasm. Bases 356 to 2032 code for a protein of 558 amino acids. Gene Ontology annotation, biological process: outer dynein arm assembly; cilium movement; inner dynein arm assembly.